Messenger RNA from Clarias gariepinus (North African catfish), 3340 nucleotides. It is a transcript of the gene plod2, whose product is annotated as procollagen-lysine, 2-oxoglutarate 5-dioxygenase 2. Gene Ontology annotation, biological process: peptidyl-lysine hydroxylation. Gene Ontology annotation, molecular function: L-ascorbic acid binding; procollagen-lysine 5-dioxygenase activity; iron ion binding. Lineage: Eukaryota; Metazoa; Chordata; Actinopteri; Siluriformes; Clariidae. Bases 288 to 2537 code for a protein of 749 amino acids. Gene Ontology annotation, cellular component: endoplasmic reticulum. The record is from RefSeq and is a predicted model, not a curated record. The transcript is spliced from 20 exons.
UUCCCUCCUCAUUCUCACUUUCUGCCCCGCUGGAGGUGCACCUCGUCUCCGGCUUCGUGAGUCCUUUGUCUUUUGGUCUGCGCAGGAACUCUGGGACUCCUGUGGGACUGAAUGGAUUUGGGUGCCCACUGACCCGCACUUCUGAUCCGAACACACACACACACACAAGUGAAGAAGAAGGAGGAGGAGGGCGCAGACUGACCGGCGGACCUGCGCUUGUUCUCUCACCCUGUUCUCCGGCUCCUGGGCUUGUUCUCGAUCUGUUGUCCUGAAUCCACGGACACAUCAUGGGGAUCCUCGCUGGGAUUUACGCGCUCAGCCUCGCGCUCUUGCUGGGUUGCGCUCAGUGCGCCAUCGAACAAAUCCCUGAGAAACUCCUCGUCCUGACUGUUGCUACAGAAGAGACUGAUGGCUUUCUCCGCUUCAUGCAGUCUGCAAAUUACUUCAAAUAUUCAGUCAAGGUUUUAGGAAUGGGUGAGCAGUGGAAAGGAGGGGACGUCGGAAACUCGAUUGGUGGAGGACAAAAAGUCCGACUGCUCAAAGAAGCAAUGGAAGCAUUGGCUGACCAAGAAGACCUGGUGAUCCUCUUUGUGGACAGUUAUGACCUUAUCUUUGCUGGAGGCCCAGAGGAGAUCUUGAGGAAGUUCCAGCAGGUCAAUCACAAGGUGGUGUUUGCUGCAGAGGGUGUGAUCUGGCCGGAUGCGCACUUGGCAGAGAAGUACCCGUACGUUCGCAGUGGAAAACGCUUCCUGAACUCUGGAGGCUUCAUCGGCUACGCCCCGCACAUCAAUAAGAUUGUGAAUCAGUGGCAGUUGCACGACAACGACGAUGACCAGCUCUUUUACACAAAGAUCUAUGUGGAUCCACUGCAAAGGGAACGUCUUAACAUGACUUUGGACCACAAGUGCCAGAUAUUUCAGAAUCUAAACGGAGCAGUGGAUGAGGUUUUGCUGAAGUUCGGGACAGAGAGGGUUCGGAUCAGGAACAUUGUCCACGAUAGUCUUCCUGUGGUCAUCCAUGGCAACAUAAACACCAAAAUUUAUUUGAACUACUUGACCAAUUACGUCCCAAAUGUCUGGACCUACGAGCGGGGCUGUACCACCUGUGACCAAGACAUGUUGGAUUUGUCUCAACUCGCAGAUUAUCCAAGAGUUAGGAUCGGCGUGUUUAUCGAGCAGCCGACCCCAUUUCUUCCCGAGUUCCUCCAGCGGAUCUUGACUCUGGAUUAUCCCAAAGAUAAACUGGAUGUCUUCAUCCAUAAUAGUGAGGUUUACCAUGAGAAGCACUUAGAGGCAUUCUGGAAGGAGAACAAAAAUGUAUUCCAUAGUUUUCAAGUUGUUGGCCCUGAAGAGAUCUUGAGCCAAGGAGAAGCAAGGAACCUGGGCAUGGACUUGUGUCGAAGAGAUCCUGAGUGUGACUACUAUUUCAGCAUCGACGCCGAUGUCAUGCUCACAAACCGUCAGACAUUGAAGCUACUCAUGGAACAAAACAGAAAAAUUAUUGGCCCUCUUGUCACCCGUCAUGGCAAACUGUGGUCCAACUUCUGGGGAGCUCUGAGCUUGGACGGCUAUUACGCCCGCUCUGAGGAUUACGUCGACAUCGUGCAGGGGAAGCGAGUUGGCGUGUGGAACAUUCCAUACAUGGCCCAUGUUUACCUCGUCAAAGGUGAGGUUUUAAGGAACGAGCUGAAGGAGAGGAACAUUUUCGUCCUGGAGAAACUCGACCCCGACAUGGCUUUGUGUAGAAACGCCAGGGAGUUGACAAUACACAGAGAAAAAGACUCUCCUUCUCCGGAAUCAUUCCAUAUGCUCAGAUCCCCAAAGGGAGUUUUCAUGUACAUUACAAACCGUCAUGAGUUUGGAAGGCUUAUUUCUACAGCCAACUACAACACAUCCCACUUGAACAAUGAUUUAUGGCAAAUAUUUGAGAACCCUGUGGACUGGAGGGAGAAGUAUAUCCAUCCAAACUACUCCCAGAUCUUCACAGAGAACCGUCUGGAACAGCCAUGUCCAGAUGUGUUCUGGUUUCCUGUGCUAUCUGAACAAGGCUGUGAUGAGAUGGUGGAAGAGAUGGAGAACUUCGGCACUUGGUCUGGUGGAAGACAUGAGGACAAACGCAUUUCUGGAGGAUAUGAGAGCGUCCCUACCGACGACAUCCACAUGACACAGAUCGGGUACGAGAAGGAGUGGCUGCACUUUAUCCGAGAGUUCAUCUCACCAGUCACACUCAAGGUCUUCUCCGGAUAUUACACCAAGGGCUAUGCUGUCAUGAAUUUUGUGGUGAAAUACACCCCUACCAGACAGGCCUAUCUAAGGCCUCACCAUGACUCCUCCACCUUCACCAUCAACAUCGCACUCAACCAUAAGGGCCUAGAUUUCGAGGGUGGAGGCUGCAGGUUCCACAGAUAUAACUGCUCAAUAGAGUCUCCAAGAAAAGGCUGGAGUUUCAUGCACCCAGGCAGACUAACGCAUCUUCACGAAGGACUUCCCACCACCAGAGGCACACGCUACAUCGCAGUGUCCUUCGUCGACCCUUAACUUUACUCACUCAGGGGCGAGUUUUUAAAUUGAUGUGCGAUUUGACGUUUUGUUCUUAUUGUACGAAAGUUUUUGGUUUAAAAUUGUUUGUGUCUUUUACUGCUGUGCAAAGAUCAAAACCAAUUCAUCAAAGAUGCACAGAGAUGGUUAUUAUAAUAAGGAUAUAAUAAGGAUAUUCUGUAUUAUUUUUAUUUUUUUACACAGUAGUGCUUGGAAAAUAAUUGGAGAUCAUUUCUUCCCUUUGUUACCAAAUGAUCAAUGAAAACAUUCUUUUUAAUGUAAUUCUUCAGGAAUGAUAAAACUGCUGAUGUAGUUAAUGAGGUGCUGUUAUUCAUUUUUAUUCAUCUCCAGACUUUUUUUUUAUUAUUAAGAUUUGUUUAAAUCCACAAGCAAAGAGAUGACAACCGGAUUUGAUUUGAAUCUGGUUGAACUGAAGUUUUUUUUUAUAAAAAUGAAUUUUUACUUGAAGUGCUAAGUUUCCUGGCCACAGCAUGGGCUUAGUUUAAAUUAAAUUAUAUUCUUGGUUGAUAUACACCAUUGUAAAUGGUUGGUCUAGGACUAGGACUAAGCUUAGUACUGUAUGUUUCCAGAAACUGGUACUGUUAACCCGAAGCAAAAACGUCUGGCAUGUCCUGAGUCCUUGAAUCGAACCUUUUGGAGAUGUCAGAUAUUUUACUUUCACUGAAAGAUGUUGUUUUAACUGAACUUUGAGCCUCUGCCUCAUCCAUUUCUUUUAACUUAUUUUGAGAAAAAAAAUGUAAUAAAUGAAGAUGUUCUUAAAAAAAUAAAAGCUUCAUUUUUAA